CGGAGCGGGGCUUUACUGGUCAUUUUUUGCAUUAGAGUUCCUAACUCCUCUCUCCCUUCUCGUCAUGUCGGAGAAAGACUUGGAAAAGGGAGACUCUAGGGCAUCUGGCCCACCACAGUACGACUAUGGAGCCACGGAAGAGACGCUGGAGGGCACGAAAUGGACUCGGUUCCGGGACAGUUUCAAGAAGAAUCCAAACGCGAGGAUGGUGACUGAGGCGGUGGAUGAGGAGGGCAAGCCUCUAGAAGACCAGCCACCUGCGGAACCUGCACUGAGCAUGAAAUUAAAGGACAGGCAUCUCCAAAUGAUUGCUAUUGGGGGCUCAAUUGGUACCGGCCUCUUCGUCGGAUCCGGUGCUGCUCUUGAAGCUGGUGGCCCUGCAUCAUUGAUCAUUGCAUAUGGUCUGAUUGGGAUAAUGCUAUUCUGUACAGUCCAUGCCCUUGGAGAGCUAGCUGUAGCAUUCCCAGUCGCAGGAUCCUUCGCAGUAUAUGCGAGCCGCUUCAUUGAUCCUGCCUGGGGCUUUGCUAUGGCCUGGAACUACGCUCUAUCCUGGCUUGUCACGCUACCCCUCGAGAUCGUCGCCGCCUCCAUCACUGUUGGUUACUGGCCUGGAUCGCGCAACGUCAACCCAGCAGCUUGGGUCACCAUCUUCUUGGCCGUGAUUAUCAGCAUCAAUCUCUUUGGUGUGAAAGGCUACGGAGAGGCUGAGUUUGUCUUCUCGAUCAUCAAGAUCCUCGCUGUCGUUGGGUUUAUUAUCCUUGGUAUCAUCAUUGAUACUGGCGGUGUUCCAGGUCAGUCGUACAUGGGUGCGAAGUACUGGUACAAUCCAGGAGCCUUUCACAAUGGCUUCAAAGGGCUUUGCUCAGUUUUUGUCACUGCUGCAUUCUCCUUCGCCGGUACUGAGUUGGUUGGCCUUUGCGCUGCCGAGACAGAAAAUCCUCGGAAAACUUUACCCACUGCUGUGAAGCAGGUGUUUUGGCGUAUUUGCUUGUUCUACAUGGUUUCACUUACAAUCGUUGGUUGCUUAGUGCCAUAUAACGACCCUAACCUCAUUGGAGCUUCUUCUAGCGAUGCCAACGCAUCCCCCUUCGUCAUCGCCGUCAAAAAUGCAGGCAUCAGUGCCGUUCCUUCCAUCAUGAAUGUCGUCAUCAUGAUUGCUGUUCUCAGUGUCGGCAAUUCCUCCAUCUACGGAUCUUCGCGUACUCUUGCUGCCCUUGCUGAUCGUGGCCAAGCACCCAAGAUUCUCGGCUAUAUCGACCGAUCAGGUCGCCCACUAGUCGCCAUCCUUUUCUCCUCCGCAUUCGGCUUCAUCUGCUACAUUGUUGCAGCCGGUACCGAUACCCGUGAAAAGGCCUUUACCUGGAUGCUAGCUAUAUCGGGUCUUGCUGCCAUUUUUAACUGGGCAUCCAUCUGUCUCUGCCAUAUCCGCUUCCGUCGCGCUUGGAAGCUCAAAGGCCACACGUUGGAUGAACUAGCAUUCAAAUCCCAAGCAACAGUCUGGGGCUCAUACGUCGGCUUCAUCUUCAAUAUUUUGAUUCUCAUCGCGCAAUUCUGGACCGGGUUUGCCCCCGUCGGUUACGGAGAGAUGACAGCUGGAGAGCGGGUACAGAGCUUCUUUCAAGCAUACUUGGCGUUUCCGAUCGUUGUUUUGUUCUAUAUCGUGUAUAAGAUUUGGUUUAAAACGAAAUUUAAGAGAGCCAAGGACAUUGAUGUCACAAGUGGUAGAAGGGAGAUGAAUUUGGCUGCGUUAUUGGCGGAGGAGAGGGCUGAACAAGCGAAAUGGCCAAUGUGGAAGAAGAUUUAUAAGACGAUUUGUUAGACAGGGGGUUGGGCGCAAUUUGGAACUUCGCUGCUUCUACAUUUUUGGAUCUCGAGCAACACUGGAGGAUGGCUUGAGGCAGUGGCUGGAUGUCAGGUCGGGAUGUGAUGAUGAACGUGUGGAUACAUUUACUACGCUGUAUUAUAUUUAUAUCGAGCUGAAACUUUUGCGACCCAGUAUCGCCA
Molecule: messenger RNA, 2004 nt
Organism: Lindgomyces ingoldianus
Lineage: Eukaryota; Fungi; Ascomycota; Dothideomycetes; Pleosporales; Lindgomycetaceae
Product: AAT family amino acid transporter
Exons: 6
Coding region: 65-1819 (584 amino acids)
Biological process (GO): amino acid transmembrane transport
Cellular component (GO): membrane
Molecular function (GO): amino acid transmembrane transporter activity
Source: RefSeq, a predicted model, not a curated record